Messenger RNA from Guyanagaster necrorhizus, 792 nucleotides. RefSeq lists its product as uncharacterized. The transcript has 3 exons. The record is from RefSeq and is a predicted model, not a curated record. The coding region runs from base 1 to 792 and encodes 263 amino acids. Lineage: Eukaryota; Fungi; Basidiomycota; Agaricomycetes; Agaricales; Physalacriaceae.
AUGGGUGGAGCAACGAGCUGCCCUGCAAAAGCAAGGGCGCUUCCUUCCUUGUUUGGUUAUGUUACUUUCCAAGGCUCUUCUCCUACCAUGUUCGAACCAAUUCGAGGCGGCACUCGCGGUGGACAGGCUGAAUUCAAAUGGUCGGAUGUCUCUGCGGACAAGGACAGAGAGAACUAUCUAGGUCACAGUAUCAAUGCCCCAACAGGACGUUGGCAGAAAAACAAGGAUGUCCACUGGUACAACAGAGACAUUGUAGACUCAGAGACAGAGAGACUAGAAGAAAUCAGAAAGAUAAAGGAGGCUGAGGCUGAGGCGCUCUCUGUCGCACUUGGAUUUGCUCCAAACGCCAAAGGUGCCGUCGCGAAGGAGGAAACUACUUCUACUUUAAAGUCCAUCGAGGAUGCAACUUCUCCCGAUCAACACGCGUUGGAAAAGGAAGAAAGACGGCGCAGAAAGGCUGAACGGAAGGAAGAAAAGAGAGCAAAGAAGGAACAGCGUCGUCUAGAGCGACGGGAGAGACAUGUCAGCAUCGAAACCCGAAGACGAAGGGAAUACUCCAGCUCUCGCUCAAGAUCGCCUCGUCCCCGUUCUCGGGAACGAAGAGAUUAUGAUGAUGAUCACCCUCGACGUCGAAGCAGAUCACCUGCAACACCACCUUAUCGUGAUCAGCACAGGAUACUUCCGGGGAACUAUGAUGACACAUUCCGGGAGAAGGAAAGGGAGCGGGACCGUCAACGAUGGGAUGCCAACUCGAGACAAUACGAACCGGGUGUUAGAUGGGGACGAGAGUAA